Alosa sapidissima (American shad) is the source of this 3273-nucleotide messenger RNA. It is a transcript of the gene pdzd7a, whose product is annotated as PDZ domain containing 7a. The record is from RefSeq and is a predicted model, not a curated record. The coding region runs from base 1 to 2922 and encodes 973 amino acids. NCBI's taxonomy places the organism in Eukaryota, Metazoa, Chordata, Actinopteri, Clupeiformes, Clupeidae. Gene Ontology annotation, molecular function: protein binding. The transcript is spliced from 15 exons. Gene Ontology annotation, biological process: auditory receptor cell stereocilium organization; sensory perception of sound. Gene Ontology annotation, cellular component: stereocilium tip; plasma membrane; cilium.
AUGGCUCAUUCCGCGGACUCUGGACGCCGAGAGAUGACCAACGGGGCCCACUCCAGCGGCCAGGCUGGGGGCUCCAACACCGCCACGCGCUACCUGCUCAAAAAGCAGCAGCGUCGGAGGAUGAGAUCGGCCUCCCCCAUGGGCAGAGUCAUCCUCAUCAACUCGCCAGUCGACGGUGGGGAUGACUGUGAAGACAUCCACACCAUCACAGUAGAUAAGAGUGAGGACGGCCGGCUGGGCUUUAGUGUGCGAGGAGGCUCUGAACAUGGCCUCGGGAUCUUCGUCAGUAAAGUGGAGGACGACAGCUCUGCAGAGGAGUCGGGCCUGUGUGUGGGGGACAAGCUGGUGGAGGUGAACGGCAUCAGCCUGGAGAGCAUCACCAUGAGCAGUGCCGUGAAGGUCCUCACUGGCAACAACCGGCUGCGCAUGGUGGUGCGACGGGUGGGGAAGGUCCCAGGCAUUCGCUACUCCAAGGAGAAGACCACAUGGGUUGACCUGAUCCACCGGCGGAUGGUGGUCGAGGAGAGUGGGCGGACACCCUCGGAGGCCAGCUCAGACACCGCCCUGCGUCGGAUCGUCCACCUCUACACCACCUCCGACGACUACUGCUUGGGCUUCAACAUCCGCGGAGGGAAGGAGUUUGGCCUGGGCAUUUACGUGUCUAAGUUGGACCCAGGAGGGUUGGCGGAGCAGCAUGGCAUCAAAAUGGGUGAUCAGAUUUUGGCAGCCAACGGCGUGAGCUUCGAGGACAUCACCCACAGCAAUGCAGUGGAGGUGCUGAAGAGCCACACUCACAUCAUGCUCACCAUCAAAGAGGCGGGAAGAUACCCGGCCUACAAAGAGAUGGUGGCCGAGUACAGCUGGCUUAAUAAAUUGGCCAAUGGUCUGGCUCCGUCCUCUCAAGGUUCGGACUCGUUCUCCUCUGCCUCCUCCUUGUCCUCUGGCACGCCCCUCUCCUCCCUGAGUGGCCUCUCCCAGGUCAUGUUCCCGCCGCUGAUGUCCGAAAUGGUGGACGUGUGCAUCUCCACCGAGGACCGCUCCCGACGGCCCAGCUCUGACCGCACCGAAAUGGCCAUCCAGACGGACCCGCUGGCGGCAGCAGACAGGGUGGUCGCCGUGGAGACCAGCCGGACGCUCGGGGAGACGGUGCUGCUGAAGGACACGGUGAUCCGCAGCGGGAGCUUCGGGCGGCCGACGGAGCGCAGUCGGACGUACUCGGCGGGGGAGAAAGAGACGCUGGACUCGGCCAAGACGGCCGUGCUGGUGGCCCUGAGCAAGCCACGCAGACCACUACGCCGCUCCCAGAGCCACAUCACUGUGUCAGGUCAGUCCUUGGUCAGUGACAUCACAUCCUGUGUGUCUGUGUGUUCUUCUCCAGAGGAAGGGAAGAAGAAGAAGAAGCAGCAGAAGGAGAAGACCCCGGGGGAGGGCGGCAGCACCCUGCAGCGCUCCAAGACGUUUGUCAGCCAGCUCUUCAAGAGCGGACGCCGCAGGGAGAAGGAGCGAGAGAGGGAGGCCUCCAAGGAGAGGAGGAAUGGAGGGGGGGCGGAGGGACGCAGGGGGAGGUCCAAAUCUCCCGCACGCUCGGAGCUGGAGAGGGGUAAGGAGCGUAAUCGUCUAAGCUUGCUGACCUCCCCUAAGGAGUCUCGCGCAGGGGUGAAGGGGCACUGCCCACUGCCGGGCCCCGAGACACUGGCCAUGGUGGAGGGCAUGGCCCACCGGCUGCUGAGCGAGGACGAAGCGGCCGCCAUCAUGAGGCACUGCCGACGGUAUGUCUCGGAGAGAGUCGUGGAGGACUUGGUGCGCCCCCUCCUGGCCAUUCUGGAUAGGCCAGAGAAGUUGCUGUUGCUCCGGGAGAUCAGAGCACUUCUUCCUCCUUCUGAUGCUGCUCAGUUUGACAGCAUGGUAGUGCCAUUUGAACUGGAGGCCUAUGAGAUCCUCAAGAGUCGCUCUGUGAGAUCACCAGCUCUGAGAUCCCCUCGGCCUGGAGGGACUCCACGACGCCACCUCAUAACUCCUAUACCAGACUACCGGGGUGGUUUCCAGCUGCAGCCGACCCAGGACGCCGAGCGAGAACGCCACCUGUUGGACGAGCUGGAGCGUCUGCGUGUGUCCAGCCUCCAGAUGGGCCGGCUGCCCCCGUCGCGCCCCUUCACCCCGCUGCUGGACGUCCACGUGGACGCCUACACCACGCCCACCUCUAUCCUCCGCUCGCGUUCGCCCAGUCCCGCUCCCCCCAACUGGCUGCUCGCCGAGUCGCCCCACAGCACCACUGCCAAGCGCAGCCGCUCCUCCCAGAGAAGAGACAAUGGUUCGCCCCGCUCCCGAGAGCCCAGCGACAGGGGAGAGGCCACUUCCCGUGAGCGGGGGAGGUCGCCCUACCGGAACGGCAACGGCAGGAUGGACAGGGAGGAGGCGAUGAGCGGUAACGGGACGGAGGACACGAGGCAUGUGAGCGCCCCGCGUCACAGCAGACCCCCCCUGGCACAGGUGUUUGCCCCCCAGGAGGGUCUGCGGCCCUCCGAUCGCUGCCCGUCCGCAGGUAGACUCGGCGGCGCGCACGUGAACGGUCACGCUCGCUCCGUACAGAAUGGACACCACGACAGCAGCCCCCGGGUGCAGGAGUAUGAGCUCACUACUGUCUCCAUAUCCAAGACCAAACAAUCUCUGGGCAUCAGCAUCUCUGGUGGGAUGGAGUCUCGAGUGCAGCCCAUGGUGAAGAUUGAGAAGAUCUUUCCCGGCGGAGCUGCCUCAGGCAGUCCAGUGCUGAAGGCUGGUUAUGAGCUGGUGUCAGUGGACAGGGAGUCCCUUCAAGGCGUCUCUCACCAGCACGCAGUGGACACCAUCCGGAGAGCAUUCAGCAACAAGGCCCAAGACCCCAUGCAGCUCGUGGUGAAGGUCCCCAAAGGCCCCCAGGACUGACCAGCUCAGCUCAGCCCCCGGCAACCGCUUAUCGCCCGCUCAGAGGUGCAGGGUCUGGGUAGACAUGGGGGGGAGAAAGGAAGUCCCUCUCAGAAGGUGUCAAGGACUUUGGUGUCAAUGACCCUAGGAGAGCCAGGCUGCCUUUACCUAUGAAAACUGUCCCCAGGAAAACAGACGGCAUGGUCUACACGGGCCAUUAGAGCACCAAGAAGGGAAGCAGCCACUAGUGGACACCUCGACUAGUGGACACCUCGGCUUCACCAUUUGAGUUUCUAUAAUCUCACAAGGCUCCUUAAAUAAAUCUACUGUGCAACCUAUACCUGUAUCAGAAUUACAAAUGGGAGUUAUGAU